Molecule: messenger RNA, 3454 nt
Organism: Dromiciops gliroides (monito del monte)
Lineage: Eukaryota; Metazoa; Chordata; Mammalia; Microbiotheria; Microbiotheriidae
Gene: CAPN1
Product: calpain 1
Exons: 23
Coding region: 253-2403 (716 amino acids)
Biological process (GO): proteolysis
Cellular component (GO): cytoplasm
Molecular function (GO): calcium ion binding; calcium-dependent cysteine-type endopeptidase activity
Source: RefSeq, a predicted model, not a curated record
GGGGGAAAGGAGGGAGCCGUCCCAGAGGGCCGGGAGGGGGCCGCCUUGAAGGGGAGGUGACGGCUUUUCCGAGCCCCUCCCCUCCCUCCCCGGAGCUUCGGCUGCCCUUGUUGUGGCUGCGGCCGCCGCUCCAGCCCAAGUGAGCGAGCUGAGCCAAAACCCGAGACCCCCGGAGUGGCCAGGGGAGACCGUCCCGACGGCCAGACGGACGGCCAGACAGAUUGACGGGCGAGGACCAGACCCAGGCCGAGGAUGACAGAAGAGAUCAUCACCCCUGUGUACUGCACAGGGGUGUCUGCCCAGGUACAGAAGCAACGGGCCAAGGACCUAGGCCUGGGUUGUCAUGAAAAUGCCAUCAAGUACCUGGGCCAGGACUAUGAACAGCUCCGGUCCCAGUACCUGCAGGCUGGCGUCCUCUUCCAGGAUGAGACCUUCCCCCCUUCUUCAUAUUCACUGGGCUUCAAGGAACUGGGGCCCAACUCCUCUAAGACCUAUGGCAUUAAAUGGAAAAGGCCCACGGAGCUUUUGUCAAACCCCCAAUUUAUUGUGGAUGGGGCCACCCGAACAGACAUUUGUCAGGGAGCGCUAGGGGACUGCUGGCUGUUGGCGGCCAUCGCUUCUAUCACCCUGAAUGAUACCAUCUUGCACCGGGUGGUGCCUCACGGGCAGAGCUUCCAACAAGGCUAUGCUGGCAUCUUUCAUUUCCAGCUGUGGCAGUUUGGGGAGUGGGUCGAUGUAGUCGUGGAUGACCUCCUGCCUACCAAGGAUGGGAAGCUGGUCUUCGUGCAUUCAGCCCAGGGCAAUGAGUUCUGGAGUGCCCUGCUUGAGAAAGCCUAUGCCAAGGUGAAUGGCAGCUAUGAAGCCCUCUCUGGGGGUAGUACCUCUGAGGGCUUUGAAGACUUCACUGGAGGCGUCACAGAAUGGUUUGAUCUCAGGAAGCCACCUCAUGAUCUCUACCACAUCAUCAUGAAGGCCCUGGAACGAGGGUCCCUGCUGGGCUGUUCCAUUGAUAUCACCAGUGCAUUUGACAUGGAAGCUGUCACCUUCAAGAAAUUGGUGAAGGGACACGCCUACUCUGUGACUGGGGCCAGCCAGGUGCACUGUCGGGGCCGUUCAGUGAACUUGAUUCGAAUGAGGAACCCGUGGGGUGAGGUGGAGUGGACGGGGCCUUGGAGUGACAGUUCCUCGGAAUGGAACCAGGUGGACCCCGCUGAAAGACAGCGGCUUCAAAUCAAGAUGGAGGAUGGGGAGUUCUGGAUGUCCUUCAAUGACUUUCUCCGUGAGUUCUCCCGCCUAGAGAUCUGCAACCUGACCCCAGACACCCUCAAGUCCCACAAGUUCCGCAAAUGGAACACAACCCUGUAUGACGGCACCUGGCGGCGUGGGAGCACGGCGGGCGGCUGCAGGAACUACCCAGCCACCUUCUGGGUGAACCCCCAGUUUAAGAUCAAACUGGAGGAGGUGGACGACCAUGCUGAUGACCAUCAAGGUCAUCAAGAAGCGGGCUGCAGCUUCCUGCUGGCGCUCAUGCAGAAACACCGGCGCCGAGAGCGCCGCUUCGGCCGGGACAUGGAGACCAUUGGCUUCGCGGUCUAUGAGGUUCCUGAGAAUUUGGUGGGGAAGUCUGGGGUACACUUGAAGCGGGACUUCUUCCUGUCCCACGCAUCACGGGCUCGGUCGGAGCAGUUUGUUAACCUGCGAGAGGUCAGCUCGCGCCUGUGCCUGCCUCCUGGAGAGUACAUCGUCGUGCCCUCCACCUUCGAACCCAACAAGGAGGGCGACUUUGUGCUCCGCUUCUUCUCUGAGAAGAAGGCCGGUACUGAGGAGCUCGAUGACAAGAUCGAAGCCCAUCUCCCCGAUGAGAGAGUGCUCUCUGAAGAGGAGAUCGAUGAUACCUUCAAGAACCUUUUUAGGCAGCUGGCCGGGGCGGACAUGGAGGUCAGUGUCAAGGAGCUACAGACCAUCCUGAACAAGAUCAUUAGCAAACACAAAGACCUCCGGACUAAUGGCUUCAGCAAGGAGUCCUGCCGAAGCAUGGUGAAUCUUAUGGAUCGGGAUGGCAACGGGAAACUGGGGCUGGUGGAGUUUAACAUCCUCUGGAACCGAAUCAAGCAUUACCUGGCCAUCUUCCGAAAGUAUGACCUGGACAAGUCGGGCAGCAUGAGCUCCUAUGAGAUGCGGAUGGCUCUUGAGGCUGCAGGGUACAAGCUGAACAAAAAGCUGUAUGAACUGAUCAUCACACGAUACUCAGAGGCUGACCUGGCCGUGAACUUCGACAGCUUUGUGUGCUGUCUGGUACGGCUGGAGACCAUGUUCAGAUUUUUCCAAAGCCUGGACACAGAUAGAGAUGGAAUUGUGAAUUUUGACUUACUUAGGUGGUUACAGUUGACCAUGUUUGCGUGAAGUGGAUGGGGCAGGUUUCCGCCUCUCUCUGCACUGACCCCAGCCCCCUCUUCUGUCUGCCACAUGACUGACCCCAGCUUCAAGUGCCUUCUCAGGAGAGAUGGGAAGCUACCCUUCCUCCUGCCUCCCUCCCCUCUGAGCUGCCACGGAUAUCCUUCACUAGAUAGGAGCACGCCUCCCUCACUUGUGCCUGAGACACAGACUUGGUAGGCCCUCCAGAAGGUGGGGAAGGACCCCCCCCCCCCCGCCAGGACCCCGGCCUCGAGCCUGCUCAAUUCUUCAGCAUGGAAGCCAGAAAUGCUGCUUGGUCCUGUGCCAACAUUGGGACAGGGGUCCCAGGACAAGCUGGGACUGCUUCUGCCAGAGGCCACUGCCCAGACCACCGCCCCCCCCCACUGGCUUGCCCAACUGAGGCCCACCUGGGAUUGAGGCUGGCUCCUAACAUCGCCUCCAAGAAACCCCUCUGAGGGUUUCGGCCAGCAGACCCCUACCCUGCACUGUGGAUGGACACCCACCAGCCCCCAGUCAGGACUUCCUUCUGAUCUCGCACCCUACCCAUCCUUUUGCCCAAUCCCUUCCUGGCCUGGCCCUUUGAGGAGUCCCUGUGAUGGGUACCAAGAAACCAUCAGGAGCUGCACAUCACAAAAGCCAAACAGUCCCGCUUUGGGGUGACCCUCAGCCCCUGCUCCCUCGGCCCUGUCCAGCUCCCUGAAGGCUGCGUAUCCUGGGAGGGCCAACCUCUUUUUAGUUCCUGCUAUUUUUUUUAUACUUGGUGAUUGUAAGGGGUCUCUUUAGGGACUGGGUAUGUGGUUGUGGGGGGUCUGAGGAGAUGCCUAGGGUGAAGGUGGUGGGGGUUGUUUUCUUGUAGAACCCAACCAACCAUUCUCAUGCCAAAAGAACCCCAAAUAAAACAGAAAACCCUCUAAGCCCUCCCCUGCCCCAGAGUCUGUUGUGGUUGGCCUGUGAGAAUAGAAGCUGUUUCAUUCAAUCUGACAAGUAUGUGUUAAGUACCUGCCAUUUACCAGGCUCUGUAUUACAAAGAAAAACUGUC